CUCUGUUACUGUACGGACGACACGAAAAUACAAACAAACCCAGUACUGGAAGUUUAUUUUAAAUAUUUUUCUAAUUUAUUUUAUCAUAUUUUAUGGUUAAAUAUUGUAUAACUUUAAAACGCAUAAUAAAUACCCCUCGUUUGUGAUGACCUUGAACUGCAGUAGCUACAAGUGACAGAAUGAAGGUGCUGCUGUUAAAAGAACCCAGAGAGAGCGAGGGUGGAGCAGAUCCAUACAUCAAGGAGCUGGCAGCAUGUGGACACUCGGCUACACUCGUCCCCGUCCUGGCGUUCCAGUUUGUCUCCCAGACUCGUCUGUCAGAUCAGCUGUUUGAUCCGGAGAAACACGGGGGGCUCGUGUUCACCAGUCCCAGAGCGGUUGAGGCUGUGAGAAGGUGUAUUGAGAACAGAGAAGAGUGGAACACAGUGAAGGAACAGUGGAACGCGAAGUCUGUGUAUGUGGUGGGGAGAGCGACAGCAUCGUUAGUUGAAGCUCUAGGUCUGAAGCCCCUCGGUGAACACACAGGCACGGCUGACGUUCUGUCUCGACUCAUCAUCGAGAGAGAAAACUCUGCAUCUCUGCCCCUGUUCUUUCCCUGUGGCUCACUGAAGAGGGAAGUGCUGCCCACUACACUGAGACAACAUGGUAUUUCUCUGGAGACUCUAACAGUCUAUGAGACGGCUGAACAUCCAGAUCUGGAGAAGAACAUCACAGCCUACUUCACAGAGCAGGGAGUUCCAGCCAGCGUCGCUUUCUUCAGUCCUUCUGGAGUGAAGUUUUGUCUGGAGCUGGUAAAGAAGCUGGCUGGAGAACAUCUGGACCAGAUCAAGUUUGCCGCUAUCGGCCCCACCACAGCCGAUGCUCUACAGGAAGCCGGAGUGGGCGUCACCUGCUCGGCUCAGAAACCCACACCUCAGCACCUGGCCGCAGCCAUCACACACAGCCUAAACGACGACCUCUGUGCAGCUGGCUUUCCUCUCCCAAUAAAAACCGAGUGGCACGUGCACGCGCAGGUGCGCUCACAGCACGUGGUAACAUCAGUGAUGCCAUCACAGAUGAUUGUUUUUGUCUUCAUGGCGGUCAUGGGCUCCGGUGUCUCGGAGAAACUCUUCCACAGUCGGGAUCACUCGGAUGUAGAGAUGUCCUCCUCUCACCUGGCCGAGCUGGUCACCGAUACCGACACUGCUCAGCACUUCCUGUUCAAGUAUGGAUUCAUGAAACCAGUAAAUUUGGAAAGCACCCAAAGCCCCGACUUUGACACUCUGACCGAUUCGGACAUCUUCUCCGAGGACACGGUUCAGGAUCGGACUUCCUCGUAUCACUCGGAAUACACCGAACAUCUCCCAGAGUCGCCCCACUUUAUCAGCGCUCUGCUGGAGUUCCAGCGUGUGUCUGGUUUACCCGUUACAGGCGUGUUUGACGACGCCACCAAAGUGGCCAUGAACAAACCACGAUGUGGCGUCCCUGACAAAGAAGAGGACCAGAGUGACACCAUGAAGACCAGCACCACUGCAGAGGACCUGAAUGAAUCCUCUGAGCCUUUCAAUGUCACCGCGACUGUGCAGAGUAACAACACUGACGUAGUUCAGAACAACACCUCUGACCAAGAUGAGCCGGAAAACAGAAAACAGCACCACCUACAGACACUCAUACAUAGGAAUAAAAGAAGCACCAGUGCUUUGUGGGGCCAUGCUGCGUUCUCGAAGAACGUCCUGACGUGGAGACUGAUUGGUGAAGGUUACAGCAGCCAGCUCUCGGUGGAGGAGCAGCGCCACAUCUUCAGGCUGGCCUUUAGGAUGUGGAGCGAAGUCUCACCUCUGCAGUUCGUCGAGGAUCUGCAUUCAUCACCGGACGAGAUCGACAUCAGACUGGGCUUCGGGACAGGUCGACACUUCGGAUGCUCUCAGAGUUUUGAUGGUGCUGGAAGGGAGUUUGCUCAUGCCUGGUUCCUGGGCGACAUCCAUUUUGAUGAUGAUGAACACUUCACGGCCCCCAACACAGGGAAUGGGAUCAGCCUGCUUAAGGUAGCUGUGCAUGAGAUCGGCCACGUGCUGGGUCUUCCUCACAUUUACCGCUCAGGAUCCAUCAUGCAGCCCAGCUAUCGACCCCAGGACGACGGCUUUGAGCUCGACUGGCUCGACAGGAAGGCCAUUCAGAACCUCUACGGAGGAUGCGGGGGUCGCUUCAGCACUGUGUUCGAUUGGAUCAGAAAGGAGAGAACGGCGUACGGUGAAGUGGUGGUGCGAUUUAACACCUACUUCAUGCGGAACGGUUGGUACUGGCUCUACGAGAACCGCAGCAACAGAACCCGUUACGGAGAUCCCGUCUCUGUGCAGGUGGGUUGGCACGGACUCCCGUCUUCCGGAGUGGAUGCCUACGUGCACGUGUGGAGCCGUGAGACGGACGCCGUGUAUUUCUUCAAAGGAGCUCAGUAUUGGAAAUACGACAGCGAGAACGAUCAGGUCUUUUCUGAAGACGCAGACGGACGACGUUACCCUCGUCUCAUCUCCGAGGGCUUCCCCGGCGUGCCCAGCCCCGUCGACACGGCCUACUACGACAGGAGAGACGCUCACAUCUACUUCUUUAGAGGUUCCAUGGUUUAUAGGUUCAGCGUCCAAGCUAACAAGCUGGCCCCUAAAUCUCCUCAGAAAAUCACAGAGUUGUUUCCCGCCCUGACCCCGGGCGACCAUCCCGCGAGUAACCUGGACGCUGCGUAUUUCUCGUACACGCACAACACCCUCUUCUUGAUAAAGGGCGCCUCCUACUGGAGGGUGGUGGGAAGGAGGGAGCGCAGGAUGAAGCGCUCGCUGCCCUACAACAGCCUGCUGCCUGCUCGAGAGGUGCAGCAGCAGUGGUUCGACAUCUGUGAUGUCCACGCCAGCGCCCUGAGAACUGACCGCCGGUGACGGUCAGAGACCGGGGCACUUACUCUGCAGUUUAGAAGACCAUCAAAGAUCAUCAUUGAAUUUUUUUACUGCACUAUCACGCUAGGUUUCUCGGAUUGUUUGCGUUCUCAUGAUUUGAAGCUUACUCUUUAGAGCGUGACUGAAAAACUACCUCAGCACUGACCUUUAUUUAAUCCUGAACAACUAUCUGAUCUAGUUCCUGACUCCAGAGCUUGUCUCGGGUUCUGCUUGACCGCCGCCUUCUCUCAGGACUCAAACCAAAACAACGUCGUAUUUUUCUCUCAGCAACUCUGUGUACUUUUCUCUCUCACUCCUUUCCUCUUUCAGCUGACAGGGUGAUAAAAACGGAAUAAUUUUACCAACAGGUUGUUCUCACAAUGAAAAAACAAUUAGGAGAUUACAUUUUAUUAUAUAUAUAUAUUUCCACCCUAUUCACACCUGGCAUU
Molecule: messenger RNA, 3352 nt
Organism: Hemibagrus wyckioides
Lineage: Eukaryota; Metazoa; Chordata; Actinopteri; Siluriformes; Bagridae
Gene: mmp21
Product: matrix metallopeptidase 21
Exons: 18
Coding region: 180-2906 (908 amino acids)
Biological process (GO): uroporphyrinogen III biosynthetic process; proteolysis
Cellular component (GO): extracellular matrix
Molecular function (GO): zinc ion binding; uroporphyrinogen-III synthase activity; metalloendopeptidase activity
Source: RefSeq, a predicted model, not a curated record